This is a messenger RNA of Cercocebus atys (sooty mangabey), 955 nucleotides long. RefSeq lists its product as uncharacterized. The record is from RefSeq and is a predicted model, not a curated record. Lineage: Eukaryota; Metazoa; Chordata; Mammalia; Primates; Cercopithecidae.
AUGAGGAGGGCAUGGCAGCAGUGGUGCCGUGCUGCCAGGGGCUCUGCGUGCCCUUAUCUUGAGCAUAUAGGGCUGCGGAAGGGACUUCCAAGUACCAGGCCCUGCGAUCUCAGAGCCACUUCUGUCCCAUCUCUGCCCUUGGAGGGGGAACAGGUAGUCCAGACAAUUAGAGGACAGAGGGGGCUGUGUUCUGACGGGGCCACGCAGGCAUUGAGGAAACACAGCGGGCCCCUCCCCUGGCUGGGAUGGGGAUGUCUGUGUGCCAUCAUCUCACUCCAUCUGCUCAUUCCUUUGCUCAUUCAUCUAUCCAUUCAUUCGAGUCACCUCAUGCACAUUUUCCAAGGCUGCCUGUGGCCUGGCCCUGUGCUGGGUAGAGCUGAGGAUGCCAAGGUGAAGGUGAAUUCCUCCUGUGCCUGGCCCCGGCCCCAGUCUGCUGGAAGAACCAGACACAGACAAUCAUGUUGCGGGGAAACGCGUGCUCCAUCGGAAACGUCCGAGCAGAGGGUGGGCAGAGAGGCCCAGCGUGCACCAGGGCCUUGCUCAGGUCGGCACCAGGCCUGCCUGGAGCAGCCAACUGUGGGAGAAGGAGUUGGUGAAAGAUGGGCCCCACCUGGGCCAUGCACAGAAGGGCUGAGGGGUAGGGGGCAAGGGGUUGAAGAUCAGGCCCUGCUGCCAUGCCACACGGCUGUCCUCUGUCCCUGCCCCUGGGGGAGCUGAAACUGCAUGGAAGGUCCUCCAGGGGUGCCCCGUCUAAUAAACUCGAUGAAGAGGAGUGCCGCCGUCAUUCUGUGUCCCUGACAGCCGGUCCCCGCUGAGGCCUGUGCUUUCUCCAACAUGGGAAUCAGUCCUUCUAUCCUUCAAGACCCAGGGUUCUGGCCUCAGUCUCCUCCUCCAGGUCCAGGAGUCUGGGUCUGCCAACCCCUUGAUCAGGAGUCCAGGCCCCAGCCCCUCCUCC